Molecule: messenger RNA, 607 nt
Organism: Ruditapes philippinarum (Manila clam)
Lineage: Eukaryota; Metazoa; Mollusca; Bivalvia; Venerida; Veneridae
Product: U-reduvitoxin-Pr21-like
Exons: 4
Coding region: 96-398 (100 amino acids)
Molecular function (GO): peptidase inhibitor activity
Source: RefSeq, a predicted model, not a curated record
UCAACACAUGUUUAAUAUGCAUGUAUAUAUAGAUUUAGCACUGGGCUCACGCAAGUCAUUCAGUGUUACCUGAACAGUCAAGGAAAAAUAUCAAGAUGAGACAGUUUGUUAUAUGCGCCCUGGUUCUUGUUUUGACCAUUGCAUACGUACAGUCAGUAUGUGUCCACAAUGGUAUCAAAUACAAGGAAGGUGAGAGAUAUCUAGAUGACUGCAACAGAUGUAAAUGUGGAAAAGGUGGAAAAGGGUUGUGUACCAGAAAAGGAUGUCCACCUAAAGUAUGCACGUACAACGGGAAGAAAUACGGGGCCGGGGAACAGUUUAUGGACUCGGACAACUGUAACGGGUGCACGUGCUCUGCCGAUGGGACCGUUGGCUGUACCGAGAUGGCGUGUAUUUAACAACGUCGUAUAAAACACCAAUAUGAUCGAAAACACCAGUACCAACAAGAAUUACAUGUAGUUAAUGUUUUCACAGGGGUGUGAUCAUUUGAUACCGCUUUGUACAUACAUGUACAUGAAUGUUGUUUCACUGUAAAAUAAACAUCAAAAAAGACAAAUAAACAACAUGUAUCAAAUUAAAGAAUACUUUAAUAAAAAUUAAAAAAAAA